GGCGCGGCGCGCCCGGCGCGGGGCAUGCUGGGACGGGGGCUCCAAAAUGGACAACCACAGGGAUGCGCCAGGGAAGGCGAGCCGCUGGUUCGGAGUGUCCCAAUCCAAGUCGGCCAAGACCAGCGUGAACAUCCUGCAGCAGGAGGAGCUGAUCGCCCAGAAAAAACGGGAAAUCGAGGCCCGGCUGGAGCAGCAGGCGCGGCAGAAUUCCCUCAGCAUCCCGCAGCUCCCGCUGCUCGGAGACGACGAUGGCUCCGAGAGCGAGGCCUCAGUGUCCAACAAGUUUGUGAACGAUGGGAGCUUUCUGCAGCAAUUCCUGAAGCUCCAGAGGGAAAAAUCCAAUGCUGAAACUCCUCCAAAUCCCCCCAACAGCUCCGGGAAUGCCCCGGCUCCAAACCCCGGGAAGAAGCCGGCGCUGCUGGGGAAGCGGCCGGGCCAGGCCCUGAGCCGCAUGCUCCAGGCCCGGAGCCUCUCCCAUCCCAAACCCAGCCCCGUCCUGAGCCGCCUCAGCGUCUUCCAGGGCCCGGAUGAGGAUGAGGAAGAGGAUUACGAGCAGUGGUUGGAAAUCAAAGUUUUGCCCCCAGAGGACUCGGAGACGCGGCAGGUGGUGGAAAAGCUGGCCAGGUUCGUGGCUGAGGGCGGCCCCCAGCUCGAGAAGGUGGCCAUGGAGGACUACAAGGAUAAUCCCGCUUUUUCGUUUUUGCAUGAUAAGAACAGCAGGGAAUUCCUUUACUACAGGAAGAAAGUGGCAGAAAUAAGGAAAGAAAAUCAAAAUUCCCAGGCAGCCUCUUCCCAAAAAGUUUCCCCCCCAGCCGAGCUGGAGACGCGGCGCUCGGCCGAGAAACUGGCGCAGAUGGUGGCGGCGGGGGGGCCCGAGGUGGAGGCCAUCGCCCUGCAGAACAACAGGGAGAACCCCGCCUUCAGGUUCCUGUACGAGCCGCACAGCAAAGGGCACCGCUACUACCGCCAGAAGCUGCAGGAGCUGCGCAGGGCCCGCGCCGGGGGCUCCCCUUUUCCCGGGAAUUCCCCUUUUCCUGGAAAUUCUCCUUUUCCCAGCAAUUCCCCUUUUCCCAGCAAUUCCCCUUUUCCCGGGAAUUCCCCUUUUCCCGGAGAAUCCGGCCUCAAACCCGGUCCCGAGGCUUCUCCGAANCCCGUGUGCUUCCCGCCCCUCCCCAUCCCCAUCCCGCCGCCUCUUCCCGCCGCUCUUCCCAUUCCCUCGGCCUCUCCUGCCCCAUCCUCAUCCUCCACCUCCCCUCCGGAUCCGCCGGCCCUGAAUCCCGCUCCGAUCCCAAAUCCCGCUCCGAUCCCAAAUCCCGCUCCGAUCACAAAUCCGGCCAUGACCCCGAAUCCGGCCAUGACCCCGAAUCCAGCCAUGACCCCAAAUCUGGCCGCGAUCCCGAAUCCGCCUCCGAUCCCGAAUCCACCUCCGAUCCCGAAUCCGCCUCCGAUCCCAAAUCCGGCUGCGAGCCCCAAUCCAUGCUGGAGCCCCGGGGCCGGCGCGAUCCCAAAUCCCGGCGCGGGCGGCAGCAAGAGGAAGAGGAAGAGCCGCUGGGGGCCGGAGGAGGAGAAGGUGGAGCUGCCCCUGCCGCAGCUGGUGCAGCAGCUGGAGUCACCCACACCCCUCUCAGUUCAGGACCUGAAGGGGCUGGGAUACGAGAAGGGCAAACCCGUGGGAUUGGUGGGAGUCACGGAGCUCUCCGAGGCCCAGAAGAAGCAGCUGAAGGAGCAGCAGGAGAUGCAGCAGAUGUACGACAUGAUCAUGCGGCACAAGCGGGCGAUGCAGGAGAUGCAGCUGCUGUGGGAGCGGGCGCUGCAGCAGCACCAGCACGGCUACGACAGCGACGAGGAGGUGGACAGCGAGCUGGGAACCUGGGAACACCGCCUGCGGCGCAUGGAGAUGGACAAAACCCGCGAGUGGGCGGAGCAGCUGACGCAGAUGGGCCGAGGGAAACAUUUCAUCGGAGAUUUCCUCCCUCCGGACGAGCUGGAAAAAUUCAUGGAGACCUUCAAGGCGCUCAAGGAGGGCCGGGAGCCGGAUUAUUCCGAGUACAAGGAAUUCAAGCUGACGGUGGAAAACAUCGGAUACCAAAUGCUGAUGAAAAUGGGAUGGAAGGAAGGAGAGGGAUUGGGAUCCGACGGGCAGGGAAUUAAAAAUCCCGUCAGCAAGGGCACCACGGCCACGGACGGGGCGGGAUUCGGGAUCGAGCGCCCGGCCGAGCUCACCAAGGAGGACGACGAGUACGAGGCGUUCCGCAAGCGCAUGAUGCUGGCGUACCGCUUCCGGCCUAAUCCGCUGAACAACCCACGGCGACCUUACUACUGAGGAGGGCUUUUCCCAACAGAUUUCCCGGGAAUUCUUAUCCCAAACUUCAUUCUCCAUCUCUUUCCCCUCAAUAUUUCCUGGUUUUUUUUCUUUGGAAUCACAGCUCCUCCUUCCCCCAUGGAAAAACUUCCCUGGUUUUUUUUUUCC
Messenger RNA from Cyanistes caeruleus (blue tit), 2470 nucleotides. The record is from RefSeq and is a predicted model, not a curated record. NCBI's taxonomy places the organism in Eukaryota, Metazoa, Chordata, Aves, Passeriformes, Paridae.